GGUGUGCGUUUGUGAAGUACUCUUCACAUGCGGAGGCCCAAGCAGCCAUCAAUGCCUUGCAUGGCAGCCAGACAAUGCCGGGAGCCUCUUCAAGCCUGGUGGUGAAGUUUGCUGAUACAGACAAGGAGCGUACAAUGAGACGCAUGCAGCAAAUGGCAGGACAAAUGGGCAUGUUCAACCCCAUGGCCAUCCAGUUUGGAGCGUACGGCGCCUAUGCACAGGCACUGAUGCAGCAGCAAGCCGCGAUCAUGGCGUCCGUGGCACAGGGCGGCUACCUGAACCCCAUGGCAGCCUUCGCCGCCGCCCAAAUGCAACAGAUGGCGGCCCUGAACAUGAACGGCCUGGCAGCCGCUCCCAUGACACCAACCUCAGGUGGAAGCACGCCUCCUGGCAUAACUGCACCAGCUGUGCCUAGCAUCCCAUCUCCAAUUGGGGUGAAUGGUUUCACUGGCCUCCCGCCGCAGGCUAAUGGGCAGCCCGCUGCAGAAGCCGUGUUUGCUAAUGGCAUUCACCCUUACCCAGCCAAAAACCCCACAAAACCCCUAAGAAAAAAAAUCCUUUCGAUCUCAGCCAGUCCUGAAAACCUGGAAGAUUCAACAUCACAGGGGACUUUGUGA
Tauraco erythrolophus (red-crested turaco) is the source of this 617-nucleotide messenger RNA. The record is from RefSeq and is a predicted model, not a curated record. Lineage: Eukaryota; Metazoa; Chordata; Aves; Musophagiformes; Musophagidae.